AUGAUGAACGCAGACAUAGAAGCGCUGGUUCUAUCCGGCGAGCUGUUCAACCCAACAAGCUCGAGAUCAUCGUCCCCACGUCGUUCGCCUUCUCCCGACAGCGGGUGGCAUGAUGAACUGCUGGAAUCUGACUCGGACUCAAAUUCGGGAAGAGAGAAAACUGCAGAUGUCCCUCAGGAAUCUAUCGGUAUGGGCCCUGGCCGUACUGGUGUCAAGGGCGUCAUUAAGGAUCGCGACGAGGCGAAUGACAUCCAAAGAAACCAAUCGCAAGCCUCUGCGCGGGAGAAGGCAUUGCAAUGGGAGCGUGGUGACCUGGGAGGUAGAACCUACCUCGAAGAAGAGCGUGAAAAGGCCUAUAGAAACGAACUAUAUGAUCUUGGAGAGAAGGUUGACCGGCUGGUCUUGGAGGAACAGGAAAAAGAAAGGGGGCGGAGGUCUGGGUUGGACUUGUUUGGCGGCGCGAAACGUGGUAGAUUCGGGCACCUUCGAGAGGUAGGAGUAAAGGGAUUUGUGAAUGCGGUCGAGAAAGAGGGGCGCGGCAUCUGGGUUGUCGUGCAUCUAUAUGAUCCAUCUCUAGAACGGUGUUACCUCCUUGACAGCGCCCUCUCGCACCUGGCCAGGAUGCAUCCAGAGACCAAAUUCAUCCGUGCUCGUGCUUCUAAGCUAGGAUUUACUUCAUCGUCGAAGUCAACUGUUGUCCAUCCGCGAAGGAAAUCGUCGCAACGAAUUCGCACUUCGUCUACCCUCAAUACAAUAGACUCGGAUGACGAGGACCCUUACGGCGAUGAUGAUGCCACAUCCUCUCGUCUGAAGGAUAACAACAUUCGUCACGGUUCAUAUAAUGAUGCAGGCGAUGAGGACGGUGAUAUAUACGAGGACGAGGACGAGGAAGAAGAUGUAGACCUAGACAUGCUCCCAACGAUGUUGGUUUACCGCGACGGUGAAUUAGUGCAUAACUGGGUUCGCGUGGACUGGGUGGCCAAAGAUCCGAGCGGUAGCGGCGGCGCUGCUGGUAUCACGGGUAAAUUCGUUGAAGACCUCCUUGAGAACCAUCACAUUCUGCCCCGGGACACGGCGUAUGGAGUCAAAACUGGGGACGAUUCCGGUGAACUGGUGUUUUCAAACAACCUAGGUUUACCUUCUGACGACGAUGACGACGAGUUCUUAUGGAGUGACUGA
Molecule: messenger RNA, 1179 nt
Organism: Pleurotus ostreatus (oyster mushroom)
Lineage: Eukaryota; Fungi; Basidiomycota; Agaricomycetes; Agaricales; Pleurotaceae
Exons: 5
Coding region: 1-1179 (392 amino acids)
Source: RefSeq, a predicted model, not a curated record